Messenger RNA from Condylostylus longicornis, 3174 nucleotides. RefSeq names its product DNA repair endonuclease XPF (gene mei-9). Gene Ontology annotation, cellular component: nucleotide-excision repair factor 1 complex. Gene Ontology annotation, biological process: nucleotide-excision repair involved in interstrand cross-link repair; resolution of meiotic recombination intermediates; double-strand break repair via homologous recombination. The coding region runs from base 82 to 3129 and encodes 1015 amino acids. The record is from RefSeq and is a predicted model, not a curated record. Lineage: Eukaryota; Metazoa; Arthropoda; Insecta; Diptera; Dolichopodidae. The transcript has 9 exons. Gene Ontology annotation, molecular function: single-stranded DNA binding; damaged DNA binding; single-stranded DNA endonuclease activity.
GGCAGCACAAAACAUACCGUUUUAAAUUUAACUUUUUUGUGAAAUAUAUUAUUUAAACAAAUUAAAUCAAUUACAAAUAAAAUGGAAUCAAUAAAUGUUCAGAAUAAAAAAACGGAAGAAGACAAUUGCUUCAUCGAAGAACAGAAAUUGAACAACAAUGAAAAUGUUAAAAAUUUAAUAAAUGAAACAAAUGAAGACGCUUGCAUGACGGAUAUUACUUCGGCUGAAGAAUAUUUAGAAAAGAAAAAUGUAAUUCUUUUACCUUAUGAAAAACAAAUUUUUUUAGAUAUGAUUCAAUCAGACGCAUUAAUGAUCUGUGCAAGAGGGAUUUCUUAUGAUCGUCCAUUAAUUCAUAUAUUAAGAGCUUACAGUGAUUUUGCCAACUUAAUAUUAGUCAUUAAUAGCUCAGAUUGGGAAGAAGAAUAUUAUAAAUCACAGUUAGAAAAAAAAUAUAUUCGUGAAGUAUCUAAUUCCGUAAAUGAAAGGGAAAUUACAUAUUUGGAGGGUGGAAUACAAUUUGUUUCUACUAGGAUUUUGGUUGUUGAUUUACUAAAAAAUAGAGUACCAAUUGAUUUAAUAACUGGAAUUGUGGUUCUACGAGCACAUACAAUAGUAGAAUCAUGUCAAGAAGCCUUUGCUCUCCGUUUAUAUCGGCAAAAAAAUAAAACAGGAUUUAUAAAAGCAUUUUCACAAAGUCCAGAAUCUUUUACAAUCGGAUGGAGCCAUGUAGAACGCACAAUGAGGAAUUUAUUUGUUAAGGAAUUAUUUCUUUGGCCAAGAUUUCAUGCUACUAUUCAACAUUCAAUAAAACCUUAUGAAUCUCAAGCUAUAGAAUUUCACGUUCCAAUGACUAUAAAUAUGACUAAAAUCCAGGCACACAUCUUGGAUAUUAUGAAUUAUUUAAUAAAAGAAGUAAAGAGAAUUAACAGAUAUGUCGAUUUAGAGGAAGUUACUGCUGAAAAUUGUGUUACCAAAAAAUUUCAUAAAAUUUUACAAGCUCAAUUAGAUCCUAUAUGGCAUCGUUUAAAUUCUCAGACAAAAUUAAUUAUUUCCGAUCUAAAAGUUUUAAGAAACCUAAUUAUAUCUACUAUAUAUGGCGAUGCUGUAAGUUCUUUCAACCUUACAAGAAAAUACAGAACAACAGAAUAUGCGAUGAAUAAUUCUGGUUGGACUUUGCUUGAUGCAGCCGAAAAUUUAUUUAGUAUUUCCAAAAAUCGAGUAUAUAAUUCACAAGGCGAAUUUGAGCCAGAGCAUUGUCCCAAGUGGAAAGCACUAUCAGAAAUAUUAAGAGUUGAAAUACCAAACGAUAUCAAGACCAAUAACAAAUCAAAUUCUGAACCGGUAAAAGUGUUAAUUUUAUGUCAAGACGCUAAGACGUGCUAUCAACUUAAUCAGUUUCUAAUGGAAGGUCCUGAGCGUUGCCUAUUUACGACGGCAAUACGGGCAGAUGUUCCUAUUAUAAAAUUGUCUGAUGUGUACAAAGAAUUUUCACAUAACAAAAUCAAAAGAGAAGUCGAUAGCACCUUCAAACAAAAAAGCAAAGGAAAAUGUGCUCAACAAUCUGAUAUUAACCUAGAUAAAAAACAAGAAGAAAAUGUAGAAAAAUUUGAAGAAGAUGAUCUUGAUCAUAUUUUGAAUAAGGGUGAUGCUCAACCUGAAUCUGAUCUUUUUCAGGAAAGCUAUAUUUUAACAAUGACUCAGAAUAUAGAUGUGGAAAAAGAGUCUAUUUCUGACACAGAUGACGAUAUCAAGCAUGAGCAGUCGGUUUUUGAACCAUUUCCAGAGAUGGAAAACCUUGACCUUACAACCGCAAUUUCAGCAUCUUCAAAAAAAAUGCAACCAAUGAUUUGUAUUCAGACUUUUAAAACCCAAAAAGACGGUGCAAAAGGAUUAGAUCGAACAUUAAAUGAAUUUCAGCCGCAGUAUGUUGUGAUGUAUCAUUGCAAUGUUACAGCAGUCAGGCAAUUAGAAGUGCACGAAGCGACGCUAAGAAGAAAACCAAAAGAGAGAAUGCGAAUUUUUUUCUUGUUCCAUUCAAAAACAAUAGAAGAGCAAUCAUAUUUAACAAGUUUAAGAAGAGAAAAACAAGCUUUUGAAUUAUUAAUUGAUACCAAAAAGACAAUGUUGAUUCCAGAAUAUCAAGAUGGUAAGACAGAUGAAGCUUUUGAAAUCCUUAAGCCAAUUGAUCAUGAUGAGCUUGACGUUUGGGGAAUGAAACAAAGUAGUCGUAAAGCUGGCGGGCAGGAAUCGCAAGAAAAAAAAGAAGAGCUUGUACAUCCGAAAAUUAUAGUUGAUAUGCGAGAAUUUCGAUCUGACUUACCUUGCCUAAUACAUCGCCGUGGAUUGCAAGUUAUUCCGUUAACAAUUACUAUUGGAGAUUACAUCUUAACCCCAGAGAUUUGUGUUGAAAGGAAAUCUAUAUCGGAUUUAAUUGGGUCAUUAAAUUCUGGUCGCCUAUAUAAUCAAUGUAUUCAAAUGCAAAGAUUUUAUGCAAAACCUAUUCUAUUAAUAGAAUUUGAUCAAAACAAACCAUUCCACUUGCAGAAUAAAUUCAUGUUAUCAGGAGUUUCAACUGUUUCAUCUAACGCUGAUGUUGUUCAAAGAUUGCAACUAUUAACUUUACAUUUUCCUAAAUUACGUUUAAUAUGGUCUCCAAGUCCAUAUGCUACAGCACAACUUUUUGAAGAGUUAAAGCAUGGUAAAGAGGAACCGGAUAGCAUGGCGGCUGUCGCUCUUGGUAAUGAUGACUCGUCACAAUUUGAGGUUGAUAUUUUUAACUCAAAUAUUUAUGAUUUUAUGACACGUUUACCUGGUGUGAAUUCAAAAAAUAUUCAUAAAAUCAUGAGAAACGGUGGAAGCUUAAAAGAAUUGUUAAAAAAAACUGUCGAAGAGCUAUCUGAGUUGUGUAAUUCAGAGACGGACGGAAAGCUGCUUUGGGAUAGCCUACAUGUUUCACAUUUACCUGAUAAAGAUAAGGAGCCAAUGACUUCGUCCAUUCCAAAUGCAAAUCCGUCAACUUCUGGUUAUGUAAGUGGUAAAAUAUUCAAAAAACUAGGUAGAGGUAGAGUGGCAAGUUGUAGCGGAAGAGGAAAUAAUAGGGGUUUCAACAGAGGUGCAAAAAAAUUUUAAAUACUGUUAUGUAUAUAUGAGCAUCUUUUAUUAAAGAAAAAUGAU